AUGGGUCAGAUUCCCCAGAUCCCACAGUCGUUCCCCUCCGUGCAGCCAGAUCCGAUGUUCAGAUGGAACGGCGUAGAUGGAACCGGGUUCGUCGACACCGGAAACGCCGGGUUGAAUUCUUUUCCCAUGCUACCGGCAACAAAUACCUACGGUCAGGGUGUUCCUGCUCCCUCUAAUGUUCUGGCUAGGCGGCAGAAUAGCCGGGCCUUGGUUCCGACUGCUACCGGCGCAACGUUCAACCGCGCCUCUGACUGGACUGGGUACGGCGAGGACCCUGCGUUUCUUCAACCGGCGAAUUCGGGCGUGGACGAGCAUGACAACAUAGAAAGGCUUGAGGAAAGUGCACAAAGGGCAAAACGGGAUGCGCAGGCCAAGCGGAAGCAGAUCCCACCGUUUGUACAGAAGCUUAGCAGCUUCCUGGACGAAUCGCGGAACACUGAGUUAAUCCGCUGGUCUGAUAAAGGGGACUCGUUCAUUGUCCUUGAUGAGGACGAAUUUGCCAAGACCUUGAUUCCCGAACUCUUCAAGCAUAACAAUUAUGCAUCAUUCGUACGCCAACUGAACAUGUAUGGCUUCCACAAGCGCGUGGGGCUUUCCGAUAACUCUAUGAAGGCCAGCGAGAGGAAAAACAAAAGCCCAAGCGAAUACUCCAACCCGUACUUCCGCCGCGGCCACCCAAACCUCUUGUGGCUCAUUAACAAACCUAAGAGUGGGAACAGCAAAAAGAAGGGAAAGAAGGAUGAGGCCGAUGUCGAGAGCGAAGAUGAGGGUGUGGACGAAACAUACAUCACACAGAAUGCAUCGGCCGCCCAAACGCCGCGAGCCCCAGUUUCCCACGAAUUAGGUCCCCUUCAGAAGAAAGAUCUGGUGCAAGUCAAGUCUCAGAUCGAAAGGAUCCAACAACAACAGACGGCCAUUUCCACCAUGAUCAACAAGUUACGGCAGGAGCAGACCCAACUCUUUCAGCAGGCUCUGCUCUUCCAGAACAUGCACGAGCGGCACGAGAAUUCUAUUAAUGCCAUCCUUAACUUUCUCGCCAAUGUGUUUCGGAAAUCACUGGAAGAACAGGGUGGAACGCAGACUGUCCAAGACCUGCUAGCUAGCAUCAUACCCAAUGCACAGGGCCAUCCUCCAACACAAAUCUCGCCAACUGGGGGCGUUGUUGACCUGGGCGGGUUCGUUAACCGGGCUUCAAACGUACCGACAGUAGGCACUCCUAAAAGACAGCAGCGUCUGCUACCUCCCAUUCCCCACCACCAACCGGGCAAAGUGACCUCCUUGUCUUCAUCGAGUACCCCUACCCCGGCCGCACAGCCGUCAGAUCAGGCGCCUCCAAUGGGGACUAUCACCGAGCUGUUUGAUCCCUCUCCCAGCGACACCUCUUCCCCGUCCUACAUCAAGAAUGAGCUUCGGAGCAAUCCCCAGGAGGGUAUGAUGAAGAUUAUCCAGGACACCAACGCUGUCAACAGCGCAUCGGGCUUCGACCUGCCUGAUGUGGCGGCCAAGACCUCGGCGAGCAUGAGCGACGACCAGCGGGCGCGGAUGUUGAAUAUCAUGGCCGGUAGCAACGCCAACAUCCCGCCCGCUACCAACCCCAACUCCGUUCCCCCCGUCAACCCGCCAGCAGCAUCGAAUCCCACACAACCCGCGCCUGUGGCCCCAUCACCGAGCCUCGCCCUCUCGCCGAACCUCUCCUCGCUCCAGAUGCCGUCGUUACAUGAUAUCCAAAACACCCAGACUGAGCUCGACGCGCUGCAGCGGCUGCAGACGGAGCAGUCGGACCAGAUCGACGCCCUGACCAACCUGCUUGGUCCGUUGAGCCCAUCUGGCCGGAUUCCAGGUCUCGACGAAAACGGCAACCCCAACACGGGCUACUUUGACAAUGUAGUUGACUAUGAUCAGUUCUUGAACAACAACGCCUUCGCGGAUUCCGCAGGAUUUGAUGGCGGCGGGCUAGAUGGGAUCGGUCUGCAACCUGGAGGAGAUGAGCCGGACUUCAAUUUUACCUUGGACGGGAAUGAUCCGAACCCCUUUGGCACGGGGCCUAGCGCGGGUGGUAUUGGCGGACAGACUGGCAGUGCUGCAGCUGCUGGGACUAAUCUGGGCGCUACUGGCUUGGGGAUCAACACGACUGCUGGUACCGGUACGGGUGCUAGUGCAGGGGCAAAUACCGCCGGAUAUCAAUCAGGGAGGGUGUUUGAAGCGGCAUCGACCGGCAACAAUUCUCCAAGCCCUGCGGGCACUGAGGAGAUCGCUAGGCCGGAGUUGAACAGCCCCGAACGGGGAACCAAGCGGCGGAGGAAGGGUUAG
Molecule: messenger RNA, 2310 nt
Organism: Dichotomopilus funicola
Lineage: Eukaryota; Fungi; Ascomycota; Sordariomycetes; Sordariales; Chaetomiaceae
Exons: 2
Coding region: 1-2310 (769 amino acids)
Biological process (GO): regulation of DNA-templated transcription
Molecular function (GO): DNA-binding transcription factor activity; sequence-specific DNA binding
Source: RefSeq, a predicted model, not a curated record